Messenger RNA from Jatropha curcas, 2285 nucleotides. RefSeq lists its product as uncharacterized. Lineage: Eukaryota; Viridiplantae; Streptophyta; Magnoliopsida; Malpighiales; Euphorbiaceae. Gene Ontology annotation, molecular function: exopolyphosphatase activity. The record is from RefSeq and is a predicted model, not a curated record. Gene Ontology annotation, cellular component: cytoplasm.
UAUGGCUGUUUCAUUAAAAACUUUUCCCGCGUCCAGACUCCAUCCAUGGCAACUCAACAAUUCUACAUUAAUUCCUAGACGAACAGCGUUGGCUUUGAGCGAUAAAAAACAGACGGUAGACGAUGAGUUGCUGCUAUGGCGGAUUCUACCACUUCUUCAAUAAUGUCGUCUUCUCUUCUUCUUGUUCUUCUCUCUGGAAUAUGCCGUUUCGUCUCAUUAUAUCAAAAUCAUCAAUUUCCCCUCGCUUUGUCUUCUUCAGUCCUCAUCGUCCUCAUCCAGAAUCAACAUGGGGUCUCCAAAAAGAAACCCCUUGCAGGAGCCUUAUAUUCGUGCUCGAGAGAAUCCAUACUUCAAUGGUCUAAUAAGAGGCGGUCUAAUAAAAGGUGAUAAUGCCUCAAGAGAUCAGACUUCUUCUACCUUGAACUUUCAAGGAAUUGAUGAAAGCCAGAAUUUUUCUGGGACUACAUCGGAUAUUAGUGAUGAAAGAAGUAAAAAUUCUAGUCAAGAUAUAUCCGAGGAGUUCAUGGAAUCACAAGAAGAGGACUUGUCCUCAGUUAAUAACAUGAAUCCCAUCGGGCAGUCUGCAUUUUCAAAGUUGUCAAAAAUUGCUAAAGUAACUCCAGUUUCAUUCCCAAACUUCCAAUCUGAGUUAACCAUUGAGGUUUUUGAUACAUGUGAUUCAGUGAAAAAACCUAGCCCUAAGAACUCUGAAGCAACUGAAGAGUAUCAUAUUGUAUCUAAUUUAGCAAGACCUGUAAUAGAAAAAUCCUAUAGCAUAAACCAAAGGAAACAAAACCUGUCGAAGAUACCACUUCCUCAAUCUGCAGCAUCAUUUUAUAAUGGAUUUUCCCCACAAAUUGAAAUUGUGGAAUCAUGCGAAAGCAUUAGCAGGUUAAAUUUAUACUUAAAAUCCAGAAGAGGUGAUGUCAGUGUUGGUGUUCCUGGAAGAUUCUUGCAUGCUGUAAUUGGACAAGAUGUCUCUGAUAUUGGAUCUGUUGCUGCAACUAUCAUGUAUGCCUUCUACUUGAAUGAAACUCUUGAAAGUGAUCAGUUAUGCACUGUACCUGUCAUCAAUAUGAAAAGGGCAGAUUUCAGCUCUCAUGCUGAACUGACAUGGUUGCUGGAUUCAUGCCAAAUCGAUGAGUCAUCCAUAAUAUUUAUAGAUGAGAUUGACCUGUCAUAUUAUGAUCUCUUUGGAAGUUUAAAGCUGGUUCUGCUAAAUGGGCAUAAGCUCCCAACCAAACAAGAGGCAUUAAAGGAAGCAGUGGUUGAAAUAUUCAAUUGCAGAGAGGGUGAAUCAGUGUACCCCGGGGUUGAGAAUGUUACUGUGGGACAGGAUGACUCUUGCUGCACCCUCAUUGCUGAAAAGCUUGCACUAACUUCACCAGAGAUUUUGGUGGGACAAGGAUUCAGUAGAAUUUUGUUGGCUGGCAUCCUCUUGGAUACUGGAAACCUCACUGGCUCACAUUGUACAACUAAAGACAAGUACAUGGCUACAUUGUUGAUCAAUGGUGCUGGUCGCUUUGGUUUGAAUGGUCUUUACCAACUACUGAGAUACAAAAUGUAUGAUGUAUCUGAUCUCAGAGUUGCUGACAUAUUGCGCAAGGAUUUUAAGAAGUGGACAAGAGUAGGUAAGCUAGAUACUGCUAGUUCAAGGUCCUUGAUUUCAAAUAUUGGUAUGAGUUCUAUUGGCAUAUCAAUUGAGCAGUUUCUUGCUCAUGAGGGCAUCUCAACUGAAGAAAUCAAAAAUUUCCAGCAGUUGGAGAAACUUCGGCUACUCAUGAUUGUAUCUGGGUAUUAUGAUUCACAGAAGAACUUCAAGAGAGAGAUACUGGUUGUUGCUGAAUCUGUGGAGCUUAUGAAGAAUCUGCUGCUGUUCUUAAAUUCGAAUGCUUCACACCUGCCACUCAAAGUCCUCCAUAACCCAGGUCUAAAAGAAGAGAUGAAGAUAUUUGAGAUUGACAGGAUCACAUCAAGAAAGACCAUUGAACGUCUCUUAGAAGAUUUUGGUGGAGCAUUAAAAGCCUAAUAUGCAUGGUUUAUGAGCAAAGACAUGCAUAAUAUAGGCAUUUUGUUUAUUCAAUAUGUGAAUAUCUAAAACAAUGGUGAAGGAAUAAGCAAAUUUAGUGAGGAACAAGCAAGAUUGCCUGCGAAAUUUAUAAAUUUAUUGUAUCUUUUUAUUCUGUUUGAAGUUUAUUUUAUUAAGUAAUAGAUGAAUAGUUCAUAGAAAUUAUUGUGUAAAGAAUUGUGAAAAUCAUUUAUGCAUUUUCUAUUUAUUCUUUUGA